CCACUGCACCACCCACCACUCGCCUCACUCCUCGCCCUGCUGCUGCUGUCCUCCCUGUCAUGCACCCAGUCAAAAACUGCGCUAACCGCUAACCGCCCGGCCAGCCUCACCGCCGGGCUUACCGCGUCACCGUCCUACAUGGAGCGCCAGCAGCAGCUCGGCAAUGGCGGUGAAAACGCGGACGACGACGACGACACCGCGGUAACCGGGCGGGCGUGCAGCGGGCGAUCGAGUCAAGUGGUCGGACCGGACGGACCGCCGAUCCGAGCUAGCAAGACCCACCGCCACCCGCCUUAUCUCCCCUCACCCUCUCUCUCCCUGCGUCCACGGAUCCGUCCUGCUCCUUGGCCUCUUGCCAUUUACUACUCCGUAGUAUUUAGACGCCGUGCAGGUGGCCGGCCGGCACGGAGAUCGAUCGGGCGAGCGAGCGCCAUUGCCCUGCCAACCCCGUCGUUUAGGUGGGCAGCAGUGAGUGAGUCAGCGAGUGAAGAGCGACCUCUGCUGUGUGGGGCUGAGGUAUGGCGGGGCUGAGGACUCUUGUUGCGGGGCUGUGGUUCUUGGCGGUGCUCCGGCUGGGCGCGGCGGCGGAUGCGAGGGUCGUCGGAGUGGACGGGCGGCGCGCCAUUGCGUCGACGGGGGAGGACUUCGUGUGCGCCACCCUCGACUGGUGGCCGCCGGAAAAGUGCGACUACGGCACCUGCAGCUGGGGCCGCGCCUCCCUCCUCAACCUGGAUCUCUCCAACAAAAUCCUGCUCAAUGCCAUCAGAGCCUUCUCGCCGCUGGUGCUCCGGCUGGGCGGCUCGCUGCAGGACAAGGUGGUGUACGGCACGGCGGACCAUGGGGGGCCGUGCGCGCCCUUCGCCAAGAGCGAGUCGGAGAUGUUCGGCUUCACGCAGGGCUGCCUGCCCAUGCGCCGCUGGGACGACCUCAACGCCUUCUUCCAGAAGUCCGGGGCCAAGAUCGUGUUCGGGCUCAACGCCCUCAACGGCCGGGUGCCGCUGCAGGGCGGCGCCAUGGGAGGGGCCUGGAACAUCAGCAACGCGGCGUCGCUCAUCCGCUACACCGCCGGCAAGGGCUACAAGAUCCAUGGCUGGGAGCUCGGGAACGAGCUCAGCGGCUCCGGCGUCGGGACCAAGGUGGGCGUGGCGCAGUACGUCAAGGACGCGAUCGCCCUCAAGACGACGGUGGACAGCGUGUACCGGGGCAGCCCGGAGAAGCCGCUGGUGCUCGCGCCCGGCGGCUUCUUCGACGCGGCCUGGUACAGCGAGCUCAUCGCCAAGACCAAGCCGAGCACGCUCAACGUGGUGACCCACCACAUCUACAACCUGGGGGCAGGGGUGGACACGCAUCUCGUCGAGAGGAUCCUCGACCCGGCGGCGCUCGACGGGAUGGCGAGCCCGUUCAGGGAUCUCCAGGGGCUGCUGAGAGCCGCAGGGACGUCGGCCGUCGCCUGGGUUGGGGAGUCCGGAGGUGCUUACAACAGUGGGCAUCACCUUGUCACCGAUGCAUUUGUCUUCAGCUUCUGGUUCCUGGAUCAGCUGGGCAUGUCAGCGAAAUUCGACACCAAGAGCUACUGUAGGCAGAGCUUCAUCGGUGGCAACUAUGGCCUGCUGAACACAACCACAUUCCAGCCAAAUCCUGACUACUACAGUGCUCUGCUGUGGCAUCGCCUGAUGGGAACCAAGGUCCUGGAAGCGAGGUUCACCGGCACCAACAUGGUCCGCGCCUACGCGCACUGCGCAAAACAUGCCCCGGGGAUAACCCUGCUGCUCAUCAACCUGCACCGCAACGCGACCAACCACGUCACGGUGGCGAGCUCAGGUGGCGCGCACGCCGGAGCCGCGAGGAGGCACGGCCCACGGUUCGGGCAGGCGGCGGGGGCGGCGAGGGAGGAGUACCACCUCACGCCGGAGGGCGGCGACAUCCAGAGCCAGGUGAUGAUGCUGAACGGCAGGGCGCUGGUGACCGGCGCGGACGGGAGCAUCCCGAGGAUGGAGCCCGUCAAGGUGGACGCGGCGCGGCACGUCGCCGUGGCGCCGAGGUCCAUCGUGUUCGUCCACAUGCCGCACUUCCAUGCCCCCGCGUGUGGUUAGUUAGGGCUUUUGAUGUUCUUGUGUUGGUAUAGGUGGUGAUAAGGAUGGGCUUGCCAAGCAUGUGUCCAUCAUAAGAUGAUUAAGAAUUCAAGUCGGUGAGAAGUGUGUGGUGUUGUGUGAUUAGAUUGUAAGAGGAUGGAGGGGGGAUUUGAGAUAGUGAAAACAAGAGGCAGUGGGAAUAACUCUUUCCUGGUUUCUUUUGA
This is a messenger RNA of Hordeum vulgare subsp. vulgare (domesticated barley), 2296 nucleotides long. Its product is annotated as heparanase-like protein 3. NCBI's taxonomy places the organism in Eukaryota, Viridiplantae, Streptophyta, Magnoliopsida, Poales, Poaceae. Gene Ontology annotation, cellular component: plant-type cell wall; membrane. The coding region runs from base 519 to 2093 and encodes 524 amino acids. The transcript has 9 exons. The record is from RefSeq and is a predicted model, not a curated record. Gene Ontology annotation, molecular function: beta-glucuronidase activity.